Molecule: messenger RNA, 744 nt
Organism: Penicillium nucicola
Lineage: Eukaryota; Fungi; Ascomycota; Eurotiomycetes; Eurotiales; Aspergillaceae
Product: SDR family NAD(P)-dependent oxidoreductase
Exons: 2
Coding region: 1-744 (247 amino acids)
Molecular function (GO): oxidoreductase activity, acting on the CH-OH group of donors, NAD or NADP as acceptor
Source: RefSeq, a predicted model, not a curated record
AUGGCGACUUCGUAUGAUUUUUCGGGAAAGAACAUCGUGAUUACCGGUGCUGCAAGUGGAAUUGGAUUGGCAACUGCCACAGCAUUAUCAGCCUGCAAUGCCCGACUGGCACUAUGCGACCUGAACGUGAAGGGAUUAGAGUCUUUCGAUCUCGCCGAAGGAAAACACCAUGUCUUCAAGCUAGAUGUGACAUCAUCAGCCGAUAUAACCAACACCGUCAAGUUGAUCGCUCAAGAAUUCGGGACAGUAAGCCAUUUGUUCAAUUGUGCCGGUGUAAACCCGACAGCCUAUCCAUUGACUGAAACGACGGAUGAAUAUUGGAAUAAAAUCGUCGACACCAAUGUCAAGGGAACUUAUCUGAUGACUCGAGCCUUGAUUCCUCAUCUGAAAGCUGGAUCUUCGAUUGUUAAUGUCUCGUCUAUUGCUGGAUCCCGUGCCAUGGCUGGAUGGGCAAUCUAUAAUGCUUCGAAGUUUGGCAUUGUUGGAUUUUCAAAGUCCAUGGCGUUGGAGUUGGGCCCGAAACAAAUUCGGGUCAAUGUGGUGGCCCCUGGGCAUAUUCAUACACCGACGAAUAUUGCUGUAAAGCAGGGCGAUGAUGCUGUCAAGGCUGUUGGGAAACAGGCGAGUGCGAUGGAGAGAAUUGGGACUAUGGAUGAGGUUGUGGGUGUGGUGUUGUUCUUGAUGAGUGAUGCGGCAAGCUAUGUCAACGGGAGUGUGGUGGAGGUAGAUGGUGGAGCGAAGUGA